Molecule: messenger RNA, 6239 nt
Organism: Gasterosteus aculeatus aculeatus (three-spined stickleback)
Lineage: Eukaryota; Metazoa; Chordata; Actinopteri; Perciformes; Gasterosteidae
Gene: brinp1
Product: bone morphogenetic protein/retinoic acid inducible neural-specific 1
Biological process (GO): positive regulation of neuron differentiation; negative regulation of mitotic cell cycle; cellular response to retinoic acid
Cellular component (GO): cytoplasm; neuronal cell body; dendrite
Source: RefSeq, a predicted model, not a curated record
GUCUGUGUAUCCCAGCCUCCCCUUCCUAGACAUCCAUCCCACACCUCUCCACCCGCAAACGACUCCUACGGGGAGGGGAGAGAGAAAAAAAAAAGAAAAAAGAAAAGAGAACGGAACAGUUUGAAACACGUCGGCAUAAAUCUCACAUCCAGAGCUCCCUCUUCUCCUUCCCCUCCUGACGGACUUCAUUACUUUAUUCCUCUGCGCGCCGAUGCCCGAGACCACGCCGAAGCGAAGGAUUUUCUCCCCUUGAGCAUGAAAAGGAUUGCAAAAUCAUCCGCAAUUCAACAUCACCGGCUGAGCCACCAGCAUGAGCACUGGAUACGUAUGCUCCAGCAGAAGUUGUUGGCUAGAGAACUAACCCGUCUCGGAGCACAGAUACAGCUAAGAGGGGAGAGUCAGUUUUAGGUCUCCACAUAAUGGAGCGAGAAUGAACGGAGAGCGGCUUAAAAAAAAGCAUGAACUGGAGGUUUAUUGAGGUCAUCUGCUUCCUGUUUAUAUGGGACCAUAUAACAGUUCAGUCUUCACGCCAGGACCCGUUGGCAACUGAACAACAUGUCACCAAGCAACAUGACUGGCUCAUCUCUGACCGUGGACCAUUCCACCACUCUCGGAGUUAUCUGUCCUUUGUGGAAAGAUUCCGCCAAGGAUUUACGACCAGAUAUAAAAUUUAUAGGGAAUUUGCACGUUGGAAGGUGAGGAACACGGCGAUCGAGAGGCGGGACCUGAUCCGGAACCCCGUGCCACUCAUGCCCGAGUUCCAGCGCAGCGUGCGCCUGCUGGGCCGCAGACCCACAACUCAACAGUUCAUCGACAACAUCAUUAAGAAAUAUGGGACCCACAUUCUCAUCUCAGCCACCCUUGGAGGAGAGGAGGCACUGACUAUGUACUUGGCCAAAAACAAGCUGGACAGGAAGCUGGUCAACGCCACCCAGAACGUGGAAGCUCUUCAUCAGCUGGCCUCGUCCUACUUCAUCGACCGCGACGGCACGAUGAGGAAGCUGCACGAGAUCCAGAUUUCCACCAACGCCAUCAAGGUGACGGAGACUCGGACGGGCCCGCUGGGAUGCAGCAGCUACGACAAUCUGGACUCCGUCAGCUCAAUCCUUCUCCAGAGCCCUGAGAGCAAGAUUCAUCUGCAAGGUCUUCAGGUCAUUUUCCCAGAUUACCUGCAGGAGAAAUUCGUGCAGUCGGCCCUGAGCUACAUCAUGUGCAACGGCGAGGGAGAAUAUGUGUGCAGCAACAACCAGUGCAUCUGUCAGUGUGCCGACGACUACCCACAAUGCAACUGUCCCAUCACCGACAUCCAGAUCAUGGAGAACACUCUGUUGGGGAUGUCUGAGUCCUGGGUAUCCUCUUAUAAAGACUUUGAAAACUCUGAUGAGUUCAAGUCCUUCCUGAAGAGGCUGCCCUCCACUCACUUCCUGCCCAUCAGCAGCGUGCAUCUCCUGUGGGGCAGCGACUGGGACCUUCAGGCUCGCUACAGGCUCCUGCAGAGUUCCCUGGAGAUCCAGCGGCUCAAGAUCCAACGCACCGCCCGCAAGCUCUUUGGCCUCAGCAUCCGUUGUCACCACAACCCCAACCACCAUAUGCCCAGGGAGAGAUCUGUGAUGCAGUGGCUCAACAGGGUUCAGUCCUUCCUCUACUGCAAUGAGAACGGGUUUUGGGGGACCUUCCUGGAGAGCCAAAGGACGUGCGUGUGCCACACAGGUGUCACCCUGUGUCAGCGACCCAUCCCCUGCGUCAUAGGUGGCAACAACAGCUGUGCCAUGUGCAGCCUGGCAAACAUCUCACAAUGCGGCUCCUGCAACAAGGGCUAUAAGUUGUACCGUGGUCGCUGUGAGCCCCAGAAUGUGGACUCAGAACGUAGUGAACAGUUCAUCAGCUUUGAAACUGAUCUGGACUUUCAGGACCUGGAACUCAAAUACUUGUUGCAGAAAAUGGAUUCGCGACUGUACAUUCACACCACUUUCAUCAGCAACGAGAUCCGACUGGAGACCUUCUUUGACCCGCGAUGGCGGAAGCGCAUGUCCCUGACUCUCAAGAGUAACAAAAACCGCAUGGACUACCUCCACAUGAUAAUCGGCCUAUCGAUGAAGAUCUGCCAAAUGCGAAAUAGCAGCAUUGACCCCAUGUUCUUUGUUUAUGUCAACCCAUUUAGUGGUAGUCACUCGGAAGGUUGGAGCAUGCCCUUCGGAGAACACGGUUACCCGCGCUGGGAAAAGGUCCGAUUGCAGAACUCUCAGUGCUUCAACUGGACUCUCCUGCUGGGCAACCGGUGGAAGACCUUCUUUGAGACGGUGCACAUCUACCUGCGUAGCCGCGCCAAGAUCCCAACCGGCCUGCGCAAUGACACGGGCCCAGUGGAUCUCGGAGACCCAAACAAGCGGCAGAUCUACAUCAAAAUAUCCGAUAUCCAAGUGUUUGGCUACAGCCUGCGCUUUAAUGCCGACAUGCUCCGCAGUGCUGUGCAGCAGGUCAACCAGUCGUACACACAAGGGACUCAGUUCUACUCAUCCUCAUCUGUUAUGCUCCUGUUACUGGACAUUCGGGAUCGAAUUAACCGCCUCGCCCCACCGUCUGCGCCUGGCAAACCCCAGCUGGACCUCUUCUCUUGUAUGCUGAAGCACAGGCUCAAGCUCAACAACAGCGAGAUGAUUCGAGUUAAUCACGCCUUGGACAUGUACAGCACGGAGAUUCUAAAACAAUCAGAUCACCUGACUGCUAAACUCUGCUGAACCCAAUUACAUGAACACCCAACAAAUGAACUAUAAGGGGAAAUUGAUCUUAAUUUGUCUUUCUCUUUUUCAUUUUUGGACCUUUUCUGCCUUUUGAUGUAAUAUUAACUUUGUAAGCAUAAUUCUUAAAGACAUAAAGGAAAAAGACAUUGAUGAAAAGCAUUUCAGAUAAGAUAACAAAGAUCAACAGAACCACUAUAAAGACUGUACCAUAUUUGUCCCAGCAUGUCUUUCAUUCCCUAAAAGAACUUAAAAAGAGAGAGAAAAAAAUGAAAUAUAAAAUAUAUGUACUGCUGAAAGAGGCCUUGAUUUUACUCUGAGGGAUCAAAGGUUACAUCUGAAACUGCCAUUGUUUACUGAGAAAAAUGUUUUUAAAGGAAUAAUGAUAUAACACAAGGGCAAACCAGAUUUCCUUUUAUUUCAGAUAAUGUGCAACAUAUUUCAGACAUAAUGGACCGUUAAAUAUUAAAAAAAAAAGUUCAUGCAUUGUAAGGAUUAAAUAGCCCUAGUGAGUAAGUUUUCAACACAUUACGUAUAGACUCUUUAUUACAUUUUAAACCCACAGCAAAUCUUUGUGAGUUAGGAGGCACUCUGUUAUAGUUCUGACACAUAAGGCACACAGCAGGGCAGUAAUGGGUAGUCAUGUCAAAUAACAAAAGCCAGCUGUUUAUAUAUAUACAUAUAUAUGUGGGUGAAUGUAAGUGUGCGUGCGCGUGUGCAAAUGUGCGUGUACAUUUUUUUUUUUUUUUUUUGCUUGAUGCUUAUUGCCGUUCGUCAAUUGAAUGUGUCAUUUGAGAUGGACUCCAGUCAAAGCAAAAUCCUGCAUUUGGAGCGCUUCUUACCGUGUUUGAAUUCAAGCUGUGUUUUUCACAAGGCAGAACCUCCUGGUGCGUGAGUGCAAUAUUGUGGUCUGAAGAUUUAACAAUCAAUGCUAUUUUGUACAGCUUUGCAAAAUGUACAUGUUGUGACUGCUGAUUUGUGGAGCUUUUCAGCACCAAGAGAAAAAUGUAAGCAUUCAUCGUUCAGGCACAUUUGCAAGACAACUUAAAGCCAUACACUUCCCUGAGGUAGACAUACAGUAAGACAUAAAGUUCAUACCUGUUUCACAAAAGUACGUACAUAAAAAAAAAAAAAACGUUAGAAGAAUGUUCAAUUUUUACGGUUUAAUUUUAUUCUCUCAGUUUUUAGAUAAGAGCACAGCGAAAAGGGAGAUGACAAGGGAAGGCAUACCAUGUUGGAUAAGAAUCGUGUUGUAAAGCCACUAAAUUUCUCUGUUGUGCCACAGGAAAAAAAAGAAAAAAAAAGAAAUGGAUAUAUUAAAGCUUAAAAUACCUUUUUGGCAGCGUUUAAUCUGUACGCUUUUUAUGACCACGUGUAAAGAUUUGUUUUUCUCUCCAGAUAUAAAAUUUAACCUUGUUUUGCAUGUUGCUGGGAAACAUCAACAGAACUGCAACUGUGUUUAACACUUCGUCAUCAAACUGAAAUAUAAAACCCCACUGUGUAUUGUCAGUCACACUUUAUUUGGGUAAUCCAAUGCUGAAACAUUGCUAUUGCUGUUUGUUUUUUGUAGAUCCAGACAAUUGCAUGUUUGUUAACAACCACAAAGGCAAGGUCACUCAUGUCACACAACCUGCUGUUAGAGCCAUUGGGGACAUUAAAAAAACUACUAAAAGACUUUAAAAAUAUUUCAUAUGCUGCAUAUUGCUCCCAUAAUCUAGAAAAUCCUUCCUCAGCGUAAAGGUUGCCAGCCCAGUUGCAAGCAUUUAGACUAACAUCUAACAAAUGUUAUAUUUCUCAGAUUGUUUUAUUGUUUUUGUUUGUUUCUUUGGUCUCUUGCUGUAGCUUUAAUUUAGUUCCCUUAUAACUUUUUGUUUAAUUUUGUGUUCUUCUAAAUAAUCGUUGUCCUUUCACAUUGUGAUGUCACUCGUCUUGUGGGGUCGGCUGAAAGCAGAGGCGUGUAAUGAAGGUGCGACUAAAUCCACAAUCACAACUUUUGAUGUAACUAACAGAAUAAUCUCUCGCUUUCUGUGGCAAAUGUUUAUUCUUUUUUGUUUAUUUUAUUGUUGUCAGUCUUCUUUCAAUAAGCACUUCUCACUCUUCAGAGGCGCUUUAGAAAUACCAAUUUAGUCAGAUGUUUAACUAUAAUGGUUCACUACAACUCAAAUCUAUUUCAGGUGACUCUGUAGUCUGCAAAAUAACUUUCCAGUGUACAGUUUAGUGCGUACGCGGUGGCUGAUUCGGGAUGACUAAGGCUCGGGCCAUCAGGCUCAGAUCAGUGUAGUCACAUUAAUCUCAAAGUACACUACUGUUUGCUUUGUCGUAUCAAUGCCUCGACCUCGGUAAAGGUGCAUUUAGUGAGUGAGCAGUUACCGGUGCAAGCUAUUGUUUCACAUUCACGUAGGAUGGCAGCACUGCCUCGAGGAAAGCAGCAGAAGGGGAGAGAGGGCAUCCGAAAACAGAGGAUACCUUUAAAAUAUAUUCGAUCGCGACCAAUUGCAGUCGGUCACAAAGCUCUUUGGAUUUGUUGUUUAUCAGGCCAAGUUAUAAAUUCUGAUCUUGUUUUUGGCAUGCCAAUGUUAAUAUGGUAGACUACGCUUUUGCAAAUAGGUCCAUAGCAUUGCCAUUCUAACGUUUGCAUGCAAACAGUAACUGCUAAUGGAUUAUUUUAAGAUGCCAAGAUGCUGUCAAUAGACAUGUAGUAAAUUGAAUACCUGGUCUUUCAGCAUUAACAUUGGACUAUCCAAAUGAAUCGUUACUUUAUUAUUAUUAUUGUUAUUAUUAUUAUUAAGUGCCUGUUAUCUAUCCCUUUAACACGUUUAGAGCUGGAGAAAACUUUUAGAUGUUACACAGACGAGUGAAACUGAAUUAGCUUCAGAAUUUUAAGACCAUGUAAUGCUGAUCUAGUAAACACUUUUCAUCUCCUCCUGCGAUCUACCCCCGUCAGGAGGUCUGUGCAUGUGGGGAAAUCAAGCACCAUACAGAGGGUCAGAGGAUGACUUGAAGUUAUGGUUGACAUUUUUGUCCCCCUGUUGUACAAUGUAUUUGUAAAUAUUAACUCUGUUACAGUAACAACCUUUGCUACAGUAACAUUAUUAUACAAUAUAACAAUAUCGAAAGGGAAUACGAAGACUACUUUUAAAAAAGAAAAAAAAGCCCUCCAUUUGACUACAUAAGCACUAAGUACAGGGCACUCAUGUCUACUGUAUCUAAUUAGAUUCAUGACAAUGUAUGACUGUUUUUAUAUUGUCAAAGCAUUCUGUACAUUUACAAUUUAGUUUUGAGCCACCGCAAGGUCCAUAAAACAAGCACAUCUACUUGUAUGGCAUUAUGCUACCACAGUGUUGCUUACAUGUAUCCAUGGAUAUGUCUGAAGAUUUUUACACCUAAUACCUUGCCUAUGUAAUUUUUUGCUGUUCUGUUGACAUCCUUACAUCAGCUUAUUUCAAAUGAAUGUUUCAUAUAAUAAUCUAUUUCUCAUUAAAAGGCUAUAUUUAAUAAGAA